CGGCUGCCCCACCCCCGACGGAUCUGCGCACGCGCGGGGGCCAUAUUAGCAGCGGAUACUCGGGCACUAUCGUGUCUUUCUCGUGGAGAAAGGUGCUCGGUGUCGGUCUUCAUUCUUCAGCGUCUUCCCUCCGGAAUUAUCAUAAACUUAAGAAAACAUGUCUCGAAGAUAUGACUCCAGGACCACUAUAUUUUCUCCAGAAGGUCGCUUGUAUCAAGUUGAAUAUGCCAUGGAAGCUAUUGGACACGCAGGCACCUGUUUGGGAAUUUUAGCAAACGAUGGUGUUCUGCUUGCAGCAGAGAGACGCAACAUCCACAAGCUUCUUGAUGAAGUCUUUUUUUCCGAAAAAAUUUAUAAACUGAAUGAGGAUAUGGCCUGUAGCGUGGCAGGCAUAACUUCUGACGCUAAUGUUCUGACCAAUGAACUGAGGCUUAUUGCGCAAAGGUAUUUAUUACAGUAUCAGGAGCCAAUUCCUUGUGAGCAGUUGGUCACAGCACUGUGUGAUAUCAAACAAGCUUAUACACAGUUUGGAGGAAAACGUCCUUUUGGUGUUUCAUUGCUUUACAUUGGCUGGGAUAAGCACUAUGGCUUUCAGCUCUAUCAGAGCGAUCCUAGUGGAAACUAUGGAGGUUGGAAAGCCACAUGCAUUGGAAAUAAUAGUGCUGCAGCUGUAUCAAUGUUAAAACAAGACUACAAAGAAGGAGAAAUGACUUUGAAGUCAGCACUUGCUUUAGCUAUCAAAGUCCUAAAUAAGACCAUGGAUGUUAGUAAGCUGUCUGCUGAAAAAGUGGAAAUUGCCACACUAACAAGAGAGAAUGGAAAGACUGUCAUCAGAGUUCUCAAACAAAAAGAAGUGGAACAGUUGAUCAAAAAACACGAGGAAGAAGAAGCUAAAGCUGAGCGUGAGAAGAAAGAAAAAGAACAGAAAGAAAAGGAUAAAUAGAAGACAAAAUCAGGGAUUUUAUAACUCAUUUGGGGCACCAUUUCAGUGUAAAGGCUGUCCUACUCUUCCACUUUGAGAAAGCUUUGACAAACUUUUUUAACUUGUCUAGUGGGAAAAUAGGAUGGUACCAACUGAAUUGGGUCCUUGUUAUUUCUGUCCAGGUGAAUAUUGUAAUAAUGAUUACUCUUUAUGGACAUCUUAAUCACCCUCUCCCUCUUUUUUUUUUUUUUUUUUUUUUGAAUAAAAUUUGGAAAGAAUGGAAA
Molecule: messenger RNA, 1206 nt
Organism: Bubalus bubalis (water buffalo)
Lineage: Eukaryota; Metazoa; Chordata; Mammalia; Artiodactyla; Bovidae
Gene: PSMA4
Product: proteasome 20S subunit alpha 4
Exons: 9
Coding region: 158-943 (261 amino acids)
Biological process (GO): ubiquitin-dependent protein catabolic process
Cellular component (GO): proteasome core complex; nucleus; proteasome core complex, alpha-subunit complex
Source: RefSeq, a predicted model, not a curated record